This is a messenger RNA of Suillus plorans, 381 nucleotides long. RefSeq lists its product as uncharacterized. The coding region runs from base 1 to 381 and encodes 126 amino acids. Lineage: Eukaryota; Fungi; Basidiomycota; Agaricomycetes; Boletales; Suillaceae. The record is from RefSeq and is a predicted model, not a curated record. The transcript has 2 exons.
AUGGUCACCAUAUGUUGCUCAAGUGACCGCCCAAACAUUAAAAUAGGAGUCAAAAAAAUUAAGUACGCACUCAAUAGCUAUUGUGAUCUUGCUUUCCUCAUCCUGAUGGGCUGGAAGGAUGGUAACCCUCCCCCCCCACCAAAGUUCUUAAUAUUUUUCGACAGCAUUCCGGAUGCUAUCAAUGCAAUUCAAUACCUGCACAAACGCUUACCUCCAGACAUGCAAGAUAAAAUUAAGUGGUUCAACACGGACAUGACAGGAGAGUACAAAGAUACUGAGCUCACAAACCUCAUAUCAGGAGAUACAUGGGGCUACUGCACAACAGAUUCCUUCAGAAUGGGAAUGGACAUUCUCGAUAUCAUGCUUAUUAUCCAAUGGUGA